Molecule: messenger RNA, 2184 nt
Organism: Ornithodoros turicata
Lineage: Eukaryota; Metazoa; Arthropoda; Arachnida; Ixodida; Argasidae
Exons: 1
Coding region: 1-2184 (727 amino acids)
Biological process (GO): DNA integration
Molecular function (GO): nucleic acid binding
Source: RefSeq, a predicted model, not a curated record
AUGCUCCAGAAGAUUUGGGAGGCAGGAUUGCAAUGGAAUGAUCAGUUACCUUCAGACAUCGAUGCAGAGUGGAGAGAGUGGUGCAAAGGAGUCGCGGAACUGCAACAUAUAUCUGUUCCUAGGGUGAUAGCGAGCAACUCAUUCGCCGACAGGCUGCGCGAGUUGCAUAUUUUCGCAGACGCCAGCCCAAGGGCAUAUGGCGCGGUAGUCUAUCUCGAGCAUUUGUCCGACGACGGUUCUCGCGGCAUGGCAUUUCUACUUAGCAAAAGCAGAGUCUCACCUCCCAAGCGCCAGACAGUUCUGAGGCUUGAACUCACAGCAGCUGUUCUUGCUGCCAGAUUAUAUCGCUUUGUAUGCACUGCUUUGCAGACAGAGUUCGAUUAUGUAUGCUGGACAGAUUCCUUAAUCACCUUGCAUUGGAUCAAGGGAUCGGCAUCCAGAUGGAAGACCUACGUGGCAAACCGGGUGCGCCAGAUACAUGAGCUGACUUCUCCUGAAAGAUGGCGUCAUUGUCCUGGUGAAGAGAAUCCGGCAGACUUUCUCACGAGAGGGAUUAAGGGGCAUGAGCUGCGUGACUGUGAAGUUUGGUGGAAAGGCCCACGAUGGCUGAGCCAGCCAGAUUUAUGGCCGCACACAGCAUUUCCAGAUCAUACUGAAGGAGACGAGGAAUGCUUGGAUGCUCAGGUGGCAUUGGUCAGCUGCACGGCACAUUUACUUUCACCCGAACGUUUCAGUAGUGCCAAUCGACUUCUUAGAGUCACCGCAUGGAUACUGCGCUACGUACACAACUCGAAGCGGUCAAACGUCAAGAAAACAGGUCCUCUCUCUACUGAAGAAAUGGCGUCAUCAGAGCUGUACUGGAUCAAGGCUACUCAGACAAAGCUACUUACAGAAAGGUCCUCUCAUCUCGAGAACUUUCGCCAUUACCAGGAUAACGAUGGACUACUGCGACUACAGGGUCGUCUGCAGUGCUCUCAGCAGUCACAAGCAGCCAAGCAUCCCAUACUGCUGCCGCCAGCGUCAGAGGCUUGGUUCACGUUGCUUAUCAUACUCAGAGAGCACUUAAGGAUGUCCCACGCCGGUGUACAGGAAACUCUGCACCAGUUAAGAGAAGAAUUCUGGGUAAUCAAAGGUCGUCAGUCAGUGAAGUAUGCUCUUUAUCAAUGUCUUUUUUGUCGACGACUGAAGACACGCCCCUGCACAGAGCAGGAGGCACCCUUACCUGCCGAUAGGGUCACUCAGCAACUUGCGUUUGAAGUCGUUGGCGUAGAUUUUGCGGGGCCACUUUAUUACAGAACGGCCGAAGGGCAACGGAAAGCGUACGUGGCUCUUUUUACUUGCACAGUCACCAGGGCAAUUCAUCUUGAGCUCGUCUCCGACCAAUCCUUCGGGACCUUCCUUAUGGCCGUCAGACGCUUUGUAGCACGACGAGGUUUGCCAAAGAAGGUCUAUUCAGAUAACUUCUUAACUUUUAAGAAAGCCGCUCGAGAGGUUCCUGCCUUGUUGGCGAAUCAGUUCCAAGCGGUACGGGAGUAUGGGACACAAGCACGAAUAACAUGGGAGUUUAUUGCCGAACGUGCCGCCUGGUGGGGAGGCUUCUGGGAGCGUAUGGUACGCUCAGUUGAAGAUGCUCUCAGAAGAACACUAGGUCGGAGUCAGCUAGACUUUCAACAGUUGCUGACCGUGUUAACAGAAGUCGAAGCGAUCGUCAACUCACGGCCAUUGACACAAAUGUCAGAAGAUCCUGGCGACACCCAAGCUUUGUCUCCGUCGCAUCUGAUAUUGGGGAAGCGACUCACGGCGUUGCCGCCAAUUAAGAGACGUCAGACAGCGUGCGUAGACGCCGAACCAUUAGAAGUGCUUCAAGCAAAGGAAAGGCUCCUCACUGCAUACUGGAGGCAGUGGAACAAGGACUACUUGCUACAGCUUAGAUCUGCAAACCUGAGUCGACAUGCAACCUCCAACAGCGCUCAACCGCAUCAACUCGUACUACUGGCGGAUCAGCGGCAGCCAAGGAUGCUUUGGAAGCUAGCAAGGGUGCAGGAGCUUCAUACUGGACGUGAUGGACUUGUACGAUCGUGCACGCUCAAGACAGUCACUGGUUCCUUCAUCAGAAGACCAAUUCAGCUACUUCAUCCUCUUGAGGUCUCAGAUUUUGAGACGCAUCGGGCGGGGGAGUGUUAA